Podarcis muralis (Common wall lizard) is the source of this 4318-nucleotide messenger RNA. RefSeq names its product amyloid beta precursor protein binding family B member 1 interacting protein (gene APBB1IP). NCBI's taxonomy places the organism in Eukaryota, Metazoa, Chordata, Lepidosauria, Squamata, Lacertidae. Gene Ontology annotation, biological process: signal transduction. The record is from RefSeq and is a predicted model, not a curated record. Gene Ontology annotation, cellular component: plasma membrane; cytosol.
CAUGCACCCGUGAGCUCUUUUGAACGUCUGACAUCCAGGAAGCGAGCAAGAAUAAAACACCGUUGAGUCUGAACAGUCGUGGUUUUUGUUUUUAAGGGUGACUGCUGCUUGCUUCCUGAGAGGGUUCCUCCUUCCCUCCCUUCUUCUUUAAAUUUAGAGAGGGCUCCCUUCCCCUCCUUUCGUUCGACGAGUUACGCCCGGGGAAAUUUCCCUUCACCUCGGAGCCCAGCCCUUCCUCUCAGCCUCGUGCUUGUGAGAGGCCCAGCAGCGCCCACUUGGCCGCCCCGGAGCCACUUCCUUCGCCGGAGAGGAGCUCGCGGCAGCUGAGCAGAGGCGGGCUCGCCCCACGGCUUGCCUGCUUGCCUUGCCUGCGUGAGCCACCCGUGUAGUCCCUGAGCGCGCUUCCUUGACCCCUCUCGCCUCGCCUGGACGCCGGGCAGGCCAAGGCCAGCAGCCAAGAUGGAGGAAACAUGUGAAGAUAUAGAUCAGAUGUUCAGCGAUUUAUUGGGGGAAAUGGAUUUGCUGACACAGAGUUUGGGAGUAGAAACACUCCCACCUCCACCCAGCAAAGCAGCCAAUGAGGAAUUUAGUUUUGCAGUGGGUUUUAAAGAUUUAAAUGAAUCCUUAAACGCAUUGGAAGAUACCGAUUUGGAUGCUUUAAUGUCUGAUCUUGUAGCAGACAUAAGUGAAGUGGAGAAAGCCACAUUCCAAGAACAGAAAGACGCCUCUCAUUUCCAACGUGCUGCCAAGACUCAGGCUCCAGCAAAUGCUUCUGUCACCACUUAUGCCCAGUCAAGUUUCCCAAAUAUUGCCGUUACCCAGGUUGAGGAUGAUUUGCCGCCACCUCCUCCAGAACUAGCCUUUGGUUUUCCUCCUCCUCCUCCACCUGCUCCAACCCAACCUCCUGAACCAUGCACUCAGGAAGAACAAGAGGCGCAAGCAAAAGCUGACAAGAUUAAGCUUGCAUUAGAAAAACUGAAGGAAGCCAAAGUUAAAAAGCUUGUUGUCAAGGUGCACAUGAAUGAUAACAGUACGAAAUCCCUGAUGGUGGAUGAACGGCAAGAGGCACGUGAUGUAUUGGACAAUCUCUUUGAAAAAACCCACUGCGACUGUAAUGUGGACUGGUGCCUUUAUGAAAUAUACCCAGAGCUACAAAUAGAAAGAUUUUUUGAAGACCAUGAAAAUGUGAUUGAAGUCUUAUCACAUUGGACCCGGGACACUGAGAAUAAGAUUCUGUUUUUAGAAAAAAAGGGAAAAUACGCUGUGUUUAAAAACCCACAGAAUUUCUACUUGACCAAUAAAGGGAAAAAUGAAAGCAAGGAAAUGAAUGAAAAAAGCAAAGAGGCUUUACUGGAGGAAAGCUUCUGUGGCACAUCUGUCACUGUACCAGAAGUUGAAGGGGCCCUUUAUUUAAAAGAAGACGGGAAGAAGUCCUGGAAGAGACGUUAUUUUCUCCUGCGAGCUUCUGGAAUUUAUUACGUACCCAAAGGAAAGACCAAGACAUCUCGGGAUUUGGCUUGCUUCAUACAGUUUGAGAACGUAAAUGUUUAUUACGGUGUUCAGUACAAAGCAAAGUAUAAGGCACCUACAGACCACUGUUUUGUCUUAAAGCAUCCCCAGAUACAGAAGGAGUCUCAGUAUAUCAGAUAUUUGUGCUGUGAUGACUGGCAGUCUCUACAUCAGUGGGUAACUGGCAUAAGAAUUGCAAAGUAUGGAAAGACGUUGUAUGAUAACUACACCCGCGCAGUGCAGAAGGCUGGCUUAGCUUCUCGACUGACCAAGCUAGGGAAUGUUCAAUCCUCCACUGCUGCAAUAUCAUCUUCAAAAGGUAGUACUCAUGCUAAUGGACAGGUCCCCCAAAGCACGACCCUCGCUGCUGCAAAUUCUUCAGAACCUGAGAAGCCUGCUGAGAUGCCAAAGGUUACGAAACCACACAGCACCACUGACACCAGGCGAGCGCCACCAUCUCCCAUGCCACAACCGAAACACCUCCGUAAGCCUGGUGGGCUACACCCACCACCCCCUCCUCAAAGACGAUCUUCUGCUUUUACUGGUUCGUUGAACCUGCCCCAAAAUAUGGAGAGAAGAAACACAAUUGCCACAUCAGAUCCAGAUGAAUUUCCACCACCCCCUGAAUCAAUACUGCUUCCCACUGGGCUGGAGGACUUGCCGCCGCCACCGCCUGAAUACUAUGAAGAUCCUCCUGAUUUCAUUCCAGCCCCACCACCAGCCUUUGCUGUGGGCGCUGGCACUCCAGAACUGCCGCCGCCACCUCCUGCAGUCUCUGCCCCCACGAUGCCUCCGCCUAUCAGAAAGAAACCUCCACCGCCUCCUAAAAGACAGGAACAAAGUACUGGGCAGGCAGGAGGGCCUAGGCAAAGUGGGCUUCCUCCAAGGGGAGAUGCAGGUGAACAAGGAGGAGACUUAAUGUCUGAUUUAAUGAAAGCACUGCAAAAGAAGAGGGGUGAGACAUCAUGAAACAAGCAGUUUAAAUGAAGAUUAGUGUGCGGUUUUAGUUGGAUCAGGGAGAGGGUGGCCCAGAUAAAUUGUCUACAGCUCUUCCUGGUGGUCCAAAGGAAUAUGUGCUAGAGAAAGGCAUCCCAACAUAUCCCGAAGCAAUGCAUUUCCCCCCUACAACUUGUUCCGAAAUGGUGGCUUCCCAUGUUCCUGGUUUGAGGCUGAAGAGCACAACUAGAAGCAUGGGAAGUGUCCCAAGGGAGAGGCAGAUUCCCAAGGAGAUUUGGAUCUAGCAAAAAAGAGGAAAGAACCUUAUAGCAAAUUAAAGGCUGACUAAUAUUAAUCAAUUGAAGGUUUAAUAGGCUAUUUAAUUGGAUUUUCCCUGGGCAUGUGUUCAUGUAGAUUGCACAAUCUGUUCUUACCCUGUAAAUGUAUGGCAAAUGUAUGGGCAGGCAUGACCUGAUUUGCAAAAAUAAGGAGACUGAAAACAGCACUACAACAGUUGCAGUGACAGCUGUCUCAACAAUUCCACCCACCAACCCCAUACUUUUUAAAGAGCUAGUACUAUUAGAUACAGCGAGAACCAACCAUUUGGGGUAACAGUGAACACUUCCACUUGAGGCUUUAUUAUUCACAGGUUGUCCUGACUAUAAUGUGCCACACCUGUUUCCUCAAUUGUUUUGAAGUGAGAAAUCCCAACUAAAAUGCUGCUUUCAGCUGUCGUAUCUGCAGGCUAUGUCUCUGGUUAUUUAUCCAAUAUAACGCAAGGCCAACGAUACGCAAGUUUCAGUUCUUCUUCCCACAGCAACCAAGUUAGCAAUUGUCUUUUAAGUGAUGGCUAAAAAUAUUUGUCUCCUAAAGACUUUAUGAUGAUCGGAAUACGUUAAGGCAUUUAUGACUUCUUACGCCUCUUUCAUCAUUUAUGAUUCACCUUAAUCUUCCAAGUGUUCAUUUUGACAGAGCUUGUUUUGACUGCCAGCUCCUGAAUAAAAUCCUCUUUAAUGCCUCAUAAAAGUGUCAAAGUUAAUGAACAAGCAACACAGUUCAUUUUGACGCAUGUAGCACACGCAUACGCAAAACAUUCUUUGGAAUGGCAAGUGCUUUCCUUCUCUAAACAUUCAGUUCAGGAGCACAACAGUUAAGCCUAAAAUUGGGAAACAGAAACGGACAGCAUGGAGACUAAAUCCUACCCUUGGAGAGUUGUCAGCGGCCAAUCCUCAAAUGGCUUACCAGCAGAACUAGCUUGCAAACCAAAUAUUUCAAUGCAGUUGCAGAGACACUAGGAAGAACCUUGGCUAUAAAUGGUACUUAGAUCAAAAGCUGUCCUUGAAAUGAGGAAAGUGGUGCUUGCUGCAGUUCAACUAUUUGCCCAUACUGCCCUAUGCUUUGUCAACUUAACUCUGUGUGUUUCUCAGAUGGGUUGAGAUUUUGUUGUUCUAACAAAAUUAGAAUCCUGGUUUCUAGAUCCAUUUAUCAUGUGCCAAGGUUAUUUAUGGGACCCUCAAGAGGCAGACUCUGCUGCCUUGGAGACUACAGAAUUUGGGGUGGUGCCUCUUGUACAAAGCUGAAUCACGGACAGUCACAAACAAUUCCUAUGAUUGUGGCACAGCAAGAGGAAAGAGAGUUGGUUACGAGGAAAUUAAAAUGGCAAGCAGGAGGGAAGAGGAGCAAGUGCUUAACUCUGCUUCCAAUAAUUCCAGAUAAGAAUGGAUGGAUUUGCCUGCUUCCUGUCUGUCAGUUCUGCAUGAAAUGAUUCAGAAUUAUGUUCCACCUUGUUUCUGUAUCAAUCUAUUGAUUUUAACUGCAUGAAAAUUGACAUGUUCGUAUGCUUUUUACCCAGAAUACACAUUUUUUUACACAG